Messenger RNA from Pristis pectinata (smalltooth sawfish), 1445 nucleotides. RefSeq names its product methionyl aminopeptidase 1 (gene metap1). Bases 10 to 1179 code for a protein of 389 amino acids. The transcript is spliced from 11 exons. NCBI's taxonomy places the organism in Eukaryota, Metazoa, Chordata, Chondrichthyes, Rhinopristiformes, Pristidae. Gene Ontology annotation, molecular function: metalloaminopeptidase activity. The record is from RefSeq and is a predicted model, not a curated record. Gene Ontology annotation, biological process: proteolysis.
GACGGUGUCAUGGCGUCGGACGGGGAGGUUGUGAGGCGCGUGUGUGAGACGGAGCGCUGCGAGCGGGAGGCGCGGCUGCAGUGUCCCACCUGCAUCAAGCUCGGCAUCCACGGCUCCUUCUUCUGCUCGCAGGAGUGCUUCAAAGGAAGUUGGUCAACUCAUAAGCUGCUUCAUAAGAAAGCCAAAAAUGAAAAGUCUAAAGAAGAAUCUUCUAAGUCUGAGAAAGGUGAAGUUAAUACAGAUCCCUGGCCUGGAUAUCGAUACACAGGGAAACUGAGGCCGCACUACCCAUUGACUUCCAUGAGAUCUGUUCCAAGUUACAUCCAGGGGCCUGAUUAUGCCAAUCAUCCAUUAGGUGUUUCUGAAUCUGAACAGUCCUUAAAGGGAACAUCUCAAAUCAAAAUUUUGCCUCCAGAGGAUAUAGAAGCAAUGCGGGCAGUAUGUCGACUAGCCCGGGAGGUUCUAGAUGUUGCUUCAAUGAUGGUUCGGCCAGGAGUCACAACUGAAGAGAUUGAUCAUGCUGUUCAUAUGGCCUGCUUAGCAAGAAAUUGUUAUCCAUCACCACUCAAUUAUUACAAUUUUCCAAAAUCUUGCUGUACUUCAGUAAAUGAGGUGAUCUGCCAUGGAAUUCCAGAUGCACGACCAUUACAGGAUGGUGAUAUUGUUAACAUUGACAUUACAGUCUACCGCAAUGGUUUCCAUGGUGAUUUAAAUGAGACAUUUUUUGUGGGCGAAGUUGAUGAAGGAUCUAAGAAAUUGGUGCAGACAACAUACGAGUGCCUAAUGCAAGCUAUAGAUGCAGUAAAACCAGGUGUUCGGUACAGGGAGUUGGGCAAUAUCAUACAGAAGCACGCACACGCAAAUGGCUUCUCAGUAGUUCGAAGUUAUUGUGGACACGGGAUCCACCGACUUUUCCACACAGCACCCAACGUGCCGCAUUACGCUAAAAAUAAAGCUGUCGGAGUGAUGAAACCUGGUCAUGUGUUUACUAUUGAGCCUAUGAUUUGUGACGGGGCUUGGCAUGAUGAAACGUGGCCUGACAGCUGGACUGCAGUAACCAAGGACGGCAAGCGCUCGGCGCAGUUUGAGCACACGCUUCUGGUCACAGAGACUGGCUGUGAGAUCUUAACACGGCGCUUGGAGGACAAUGGUCGCCCUUAUUUUGCAUCACAGUUGUAGCCUGGUACCUUCGCUGCUGGUCACAGCGGCAGCCCCUCAAUGUCUUCACCUCAAGUUUGGCCAAUGCCUUAAGGCACUGAUUCGUUUGUUAUUUUUAUUUGUUGUUUGGGGGGCUUUAGAUGCUGCAAAGCACUGGAUGCCCAAACAGCCUGUUUGCAACAUAUCUUUUUUCCUCAUCCUCCCUUCCAGAGUGCCUCUGGUCCUAAUAUCAGUUCUUACUGCCUGUAUCUUAAAUGUUUCUUAAUGGAAUAAAAUUUGUGGCUACA